AAGAUUUCAGCCUUGGUGUGUUCUUUCUAGAGCAUAUUUAAUUGAGAUUUUCAUUUGUUUCAGGUUACAGCAAAAGCAGCUGUUGUAUUUGUAACACUUCAGUAUAAUGUCACCAUUCCUGCCACAGAAACACAGUCUCCUAUGGAAACAAUUACAUUGUAUCACUAUGGUAUCAAAGACCUGGCUACCGUUUUCUUCUACAUGCUGGUGGCAAUAAUCAUACAUGCUAUUAUUCAAGAGUAUGUGCUAGAUAAAAUUAACAGGCGAAUGCACUUUUCCAAGACAAAGCACAGUAAGUUCAAUGAAUCUGGACAACUCAGUGCAUUCUAUCUUUUCUCCUGUGUUUGGGGUACAAGCAUUCUUGUUUCUGAGAAUUACAUAUCUGAUCCAACAUCACUCUGGCGAGACUACCCACAUACAGCAAUGAUGUUUCAAAUGAAGUUUUUUUACAUCUCUCAGCUAGCUUACUGGUUCCAUGCCUUUCCAGAACUCUAUUUCCAGAAGACAAAAAAAGAAGACAUUCCUCGCCAGCUUGUCUACAUUGGGCUUUAUCUUUUUCAUAUCACUGGAGCUUAUCUGUUAAAUUUGACCCAUCUUGGACUUGUUCUUCUGGUUUUACAUUACUUUGUGGAAUUUCUGUUCCACAUCUCCAGACUCUUUUACUUCAGUGAUGAGAAAUAUCAGAAAGGGUUUUCAGUCUGGGCUGUGCUUUUUGUUUUGGGAAGACUCCUGACCUUGAUUCUUUCUGUACUUACUGUUGGAUUUGGCCUUGCUAGAGCAGAGAAUCAAACAUUGGAUUUUAGUACUGGAAACUUCAAUGUGCUACCAAUCAGAAUCAGCGUUUUGGCAUCCAUCUGUUUAACACAAGCCUUUAUGAUGUGGAAGUUCAUUAAUUUCCAACUGAGAAGGUGGAGAGAACAUUCUUCACCUCCCCAACCAGUGAAAAAGAAGUUUGUAACAGCUAAAGGCAAGCCCUCCAGAAAAGAAAGAGGAAUUAAAACCUUGAAAGAAAUGUACCCACAAGGAAAGAGUUUGGAUUGCAAAAGGAAAAAGAGAAGGAAGCAGUUGGAAACAAGUUAUUACAGUAACAAAGAACAUAUGAAGUGAAGGGACAUCCUUGAGCGUUACAGAAGUGUUUUUUCUACUUGCUGAAGGACUGCAAACCAUGUUGAUUUCCACUAAAGAAGCAGCCAGUGCUACAGCAAAGGCAAAACAGCUAUCUAGAGUCUUAGUCAGUACAAAGCAGGUACAGAUAGCAGAACUCUUUGCUAAUAAAGCAGGAGGUUUUCUGAUAUUCCCUAACUGACACAAGUUCUGUAAUACUGAAUUCUUCAUUAUUUAUUCUUCUUAUUUUUUUGGUUGUACUAAAAAAAAUCCCAGUACAAAUCUGUUACUUGAAAAUUUGAUGUCUUAUGCAUUGCAAGGUCUUUAAAAUUCUGAGCAAUUUUAGACCGAAAUGACUGCAAGCUGACUUGGCUAUUAUUGAUCUGGAUGGAUUAGUUCAUUUGCUCUGGCAGCUGUUCAUACAUGCUGCAUACACACAUGUUCUUACAUGCACAUAUUCUUUCCUAGCCUUAUUGUAUGCCUUCAAGACUUAUUUCUGACUCAUGGUGACCCUAUCAUGGAGUUUUCUUAGCCAGGUUUGUUCAGAAGGGUUUGCCGUUGCCUUCCUCUGAGACUGAGAGAAGAUGACUUGUGCAGAAUCACCCAGUGGGAUAUGCAUGGAUGACCAGGAAUUCAAACUGUGGUCUCCCAUUGGUAGUCAGACUCUCAGACCACUACACCAUGUUGAUUGGUACCAGCUUGAAACAUUUUUCCCCUCUGGCAUUCUUACGAAUUUAUAGCUCUUUUAAACACUGCUCUUUCACUUUGCUGUUUAAUUAAUAAAGUGAAUAUAUUCUAUUAAUGUGCAUUUUUGGUGAGGAUUUAGAUUAUAUUAUAAAGAAGACCUUCUAUCCUAAAUAAAAUAUAUGGCUGUAGCAAGUAUAUAUAUAUACACUUAUACAUACUUGGUAACCCAGAUUUUUUUCUUUUUUCUUUUUUUUUAACUAAUUGCCAAAGCAUAGAACAGUUAUUUUUUGGACCACAACUCCUGGAAUCCCUAACUAUCUUGGAGGCCUCUGGGUAUUGUAGUCUAUAAAGUAUCUUCUCCAUUUUUUGCAAGGAUGCUGCUGUAUCCUUAAAUUUGACUUCCUGCUAAAUUAAUUCUAAAGGAAUGUGUGUCAAAAAGGUUGUUAAGUCUUCAUGUGUUCUAGGUUUGGUACCUAAAGGAAAAAUUAAC
Molecule: messenger RNA, 2281 nt
Organism: Sceloporus undulatus (fence lizard)
Lineage: Eukaryota; Metazoa; Chordata; Lepidosauria; Squamata; Phrynosomatidae
Gene: TRAM1
Product: translocation associated membrane protein 1
Exons: 11
Coding region: 142-1107 (321 amino acids)
Biological process (GO): protein insertion into ER membrane; SRP-dependent cotranslational protein targeting to membrane, translocation
Cellular component (GO): endoplasmic reticulum membrane
Source: RefSeq, a predicted model, not a curated record